CCCCCUCCCUUCCACCCACUGCUCGAAACGCACCUCAUCCCCAACAGCACCUCUUCUGUGCAGCAUCUCCACGUCUUCCUCUCCAUCUAGUACCCAACUCCGGCUCGCCCCAUCGAGAUGCGUCUCUUCACCGCCCUCAUCUCCUCCGCUGUGGCGGUCCUUUCCGCCUCGGCGGUCAGCCUGCCACAGGCCUCGUCCUCCGGAGUGAGCCUCGAGCAACGCCAAGACGGAGCGGCCGGCUACCUGGCAAUCACCUUCUUGGGCAACCAGGAGCAGAUCUUCGGCCACGUCGCUAAGGCCGGCUCAGAGUCGACGUUCACCGACUUGAACGGGGGAAAGCCCAUCCUUGUUCCGACCCAGGGGACCAAGGGCGUCCGCGACCCGUACUUGGUCAGCGGCCCGAACAAGGACCGCUUCUGGAUCAUAGGCACUGACCUCAACAUCGGGGCCAUCAACAACGACUGGAACCGCUCGCAGCGCAACGGCUCGCUUUCGAUCCAUGUCUGGGAGUCGACCGACCUGGUCAAUUGGUCCUCCGACCGUCUGGUGCAAGUCAUGCCGAAUAGCUUCAACGCCGGCAUGGUUUGGGCGCCUUCGGCCAUGUGGGACGCAAGCGCAAACUCGUACGCUGUCUUUUGGGCGAGCAAAACGUACGCGUCCAGCGACACGCAGCGCACUGGCGCCAGUUCGAACACCAAGAUCUACUACUCGCGAACCUCGGACUUCAGCUCUUUCUCCACGCCGCAGGUCUGGGUCGCGCCGAGCUACCCGGUGAUCGACCAGGAGAUCCUCCCGCUCGGUGGCAGCAAGUAUGUGCGCUUCAUCAAGAACGAGGAGGUCAACAAGGUCUAUUCGGAACGCAGCGACAACGGCCUCUUUGGCACGUGGACGCGCAUCGACCCGAACAACUUUGUCAUCGACGCAGUCCGCGAGGGCCCCGCCACGUUCAAGGACAUCAACAAGCCUUCGCGUACCUGGCUCUGGCUCGACAACUACAGCGGAUCAGGCAGCUACGAGGCGUACUUCAACGACGACAUCACAAAGAACUCCUGGACGCUCGCUCAACCCACGCUUAAGCCCACCGGCAUGCGCCACGGCGCCGUCAUCCAGGUGUCCCAGGCCCAGCUCAGCGCCCUGCACUCCAAGUGGGGGUGAAUCUGUCAUGCACAUUCAACCAGGCCCAAGCGCCGAGCCGAAGGAAGCAGGACAGAACAGAGCCUCUAAUAUUCCCAAUCGCGAGCACAAGCGAUGCACAAGUAAAUUAUGUGUUGU
Tilletiaria anomala UBC 951 is the source of this 1272-nucleotide messenger RNA. RefSeq names its product glycoside hydrolase family 43 protein. Lineage: Eukaryota; Fungi; Basidiomycota; Exobasidiomycetes; Georgefischeriales; Tilletiariaceae. The transcript has 2 exons. Bases 118 to 1155 code for a protein of 345 amino acids. The record is from RefSeq and is a predicted model, not a curated record.